GAAGAACAUGGACCCCUCAACUUAGAUGAUGAAAUUCUGAUCGGGGAGUACAAAAAUUUCCCAGAGGAAACUCAAAGGAUGGUAGAAGCAUCCGGUGGACUAAAGGAUUUUCUCUUGGAGUCGUUAUUGUUUUCUAUGGAAGGAGACAUGGUUACGCUAACAGGUUAUGACCUUCCAUACUUGGAUCAUGAUGGAAGUGGACACCAACUGAACCCAACUGCUGAGGAGUUCCAGCCUUCAUUCUGUACACCUUUACCCGAUGAUAUUGACCUGUAUUCGGACUCCAGUCAAUUUAAACCUAAACAUUUUAGUUCCAGAACAGCUGAUGCCAGUCACCCUUCAAUCCAACAUAGUGAUAUAACCUUUAAUUAUAAUGAAUAUUCCGAUAUAUGUAAUAAUCUUGAUCACCGAACUUUUGACUCGUCUGACAAUCCCAACUCUGAUAUAGACCAGGAACAUGAUGAUGAUGAUUUUACGAUUUCAGAUAGCAUAUUUGACAGUGACUCUGAAUCAUCUUCUAUAGAUCAGGAUAUAACACCAAGUGAAAAUACAUCAGUAAGCCAAGAAAAUCUUCAUACAGAUCAGCUGGACUCUACUAUUAAUCAGUCCCUUGGCAGUGAAAGCCAGCCAAGGAAUAAACGCACCGCUAUAGUAUCUGUACAGGUAAAUAUAGAAAUGUCACAUUGUGAAGUAAAUACAGAUGCCUUUCAUCCCUUUGAGUCUCAACAGGGGGAUAUUUUGCGUAUGGAAAAGGAGCAGACAGCACUAAUAGAGCAACUGAAAGAAGCAACUGAGAAAUAUGAGAGCUUGAAGAGCCGCUGCCAGGAGGAGAUAGCUGUCCUAGAAGAGGAGAUAAAGCAAUCUGUAGAGUGUAGCAAGGUUGCAAAAUUGGACCUGAAUUUGAUUCAGCAGGAUUAUGAAAAUAAGGCCAAGAAAUGGCAUCAAGAGAAGAAGGAAAACCAGGAGAAAAUUAAGUCUCUUAAAAAUAAUAUUAAGAUGACUACAGAUGCCAGUGACAGGUGUUCUAGAAGCAUUGAAGAAAAGAAAAAACAGUAUGAAUUUUAUAUAAAGAAUUUUGUCAAGACACAUUACAGUAAAUUUGAUAAAGAAAAAGCAGCACAGGAGAAGCAUAUAAAGAAGUGUGAGGAGGAAUGGGAUGAGACCAGACAGAGGGCCAUUGCUGCUGAGGUGAUUGUGCUGGAGAACAAGAAGCAGUGUGAAUUGUUAAAGAUGAGGAUCAAAGUUGCCACUGUAGAUCGGAACAUCAGCAUGUUUAAUCCUGUAGUCAUGAGUAAUCCAGCACCUCACAUAAUGCUGCAAUUACGGGAAAUGGAGUCUUUUAAAUUAAAGCUGAAGAAGGAGAUGGAAACCUUAGAGGCUCAGUUUGAUGAGAAAAUCACCUCUGCGAAAAGUUGUUUGAAACUAAACAAUAUCUCUGAGAUGUCUGUGGCCAGUCACCAGAGCCCAUCCAGCGCCCAUGAGCCACAGAUUCAGUCUCCACCAAACCAAACUCAAGUCUCAAGCAGUCCCUCUCCAGACCCUGUGUGUGCUAAACCUGCUAACUCUAUGCCUGCCAAAUCUCCAGGGAAGAAGACCGCAGCUAGUAAAAAGGUCCAAGCUAAAGAAGCAAAGAAGACUUCCACGCGUCCUGCAUCUAAUAGUAAACCUAAAAACCAGCCACCUGCUCCUUCAUCCAAUAAGAGUACAGCUGGCCAAGACAAAAAAUCACAUGGGCAGUCUGAACCAACACUACCAUCUCCUGCAAAACCAACAUUGUUUGAUAAGAUUAUCCACGAGCUUCAUGAUAUCUUCCCUCACUAUAAGCAUGCUGAACUCACCGCCUUCAUCAAGGACUUUAGAGUUCGAAAUAAUGGGACUCUUUCUGGGCUUACACAUGAAGAUAUCAUAAGCCGGGUUACGGAAUACAUACUGGACAUCCAAGCAAAAAACCCAACGUCACCAUCACCAAUCCCAGCUGUACUUAAAGCAGGACCUGCAAUGCCUCAGCCAGCCGCGCCCCAGGCUAAGCAGCCAUGGAAAGUGGUAAACUUGGGAAACAAGAACAAGUGGCAGAAUGAUAUGGAGUCCUUUAAUGAAGACCCCUGUAUAAUCUGUCAUGAUGAGCUGAAGCAGUAUCCUGUGCACAAGCUGGACUGUGGUCACUACUUCCACAAGCACUGCAUUAAGACGUGGCUGAACACACAGAGUACGUGUCCAACCUGCCGAGAGCAUGCUUUGCUACCAGAAGACUUCCCUGCCCUGUCUGGGAGAAUGAGGACCGUGUAA
Messenger RNA from Staurois parvus, 2286 nucleotides. The record is from the annotation of a GenBank genome assembly. NCBI's taxonomy places the organism in Eukaryota, Metazoa, Chordata, Amphibia, Anura, Ranidae.